Ramularia collo-cygni is the source of this 708-nucleotide messenger RNA. RefSeq lists its product as uncharacterized. Bases 1 to 708 code for a protein of 235 amino acids. The transcript has 2 exons. Lineage: Eukaryota; Fungi; Ascomycota; Dothideomycetes; Mycosphaerellales; Mycosphaerellaceae. The record is from RefSeq and is a predicted model, not a curated record.
AUGUCCAACACGGAGCAGAAGCUCGAAGACCGUGACCCGACUCCAGUCUUGGCUCGCUGGCCCUCAACAGCCGGGCACUGGUAUCUCGCCCAGCGCCACCAUGACGAGACCAUUCAAUUCGAGAAUCCCGUCGACCCCGUCAAUGGAGUAAAGACGACAGUCGCGGAAAUUGGAGAUGCCAACAUCAGAGCAUAUCCAAUAGGUCUCGGCGGCAAUCCACUGAAAAGCUCCCCCGGCACACACCCACUUCGGGAAGGAGACAACGUCCUCGCCUACACUCGCUCCGCAUGCCCCAUGUAUUAUCCACAGCGACAAAGAUACGAGAUGGGUGUCGUCGUCACUGUGGUAUCAGACGAAUUUGUCAUAGUGAAGUUUGAAGAUGGCGUUGUAAAGUCAGUGAACUGCAGACGGAUACGCCGCAUGUAUCUGGGAGGGCCGACUCGCCUCGACUACUCGGCUCGCGGCAUGUAUCCCAGGUGCACCAGCUCCGAGUCAAGACCACACCUCUUCUCAUUCUCUGCUCGAGCCGAGCCCGAGUUUUCUGCACACUCUUCGAGUGAUUCCACGAGUGCUUCCCCGAGUGCUUCCCCGAGUGCUUCCCCGAGUGCUUCCCGGAGUGCUUUCCCGAGUCAAGCCAACUCAAUGGGUGUUGUGGUCAGAAAUUUCUUCAACCGUUGGAUCGCUAUCGUUUGGACGUUUGGACUAUAG